Messenger RNA from Bufo bufo (common toad), 1294 nucleotides. RefSeq lists its product as uncharacterized. Bases 78 to 1058 code for a protein of 326 amino acids. The record is from RefSeq and is a predicted model, not a curated record. The transcript is spliced from 2 exons. NCBI's taxonomy places the organism in Eukaryota, Metazoa, Chordata, Amphibia, Anura, Bufonidae.
UUUGUGUUUCUUCAUUAGUGGUAAGAUCUCUGCUUACUGUCCAUGAAGGAAAACACAGCCGAUUCCCUCCCUGCUGCAUGAGAUCUGGGACGUCGCCUCUCCGCGCCGCACGCCCUCAGGUCUGGGACGUCGCCUCUCCGCGCCGCACGCCCUCAGGUCUGGGACGUCGCCUCUCCGCGCCGCACGCCCUCAGGUCUGGGACGUCGCCUCUCCGCGCCGCACGCCCUCAGGUCUGGGACGUCGCCUCUCCGCGCCGCACGCCCUCAGGUCUGGGACGUCGCCUCUCCGCGCCGCACGCCCUCAGGUCUGGGACGUCGCCUCUCCGCGCCGCACGCCCUCAGGUCUGGGACGUCGCCUCUCCGCGCCACACGCCCUCAGGUCUGGGACGUCGCCUCUCCGCGCCGCACGCCCUCAGGUCUGGGACGUCGCCUCUCCGCGCCGCACGCCCUCAGGUCUGGGACGUCGCCUCUCCGCGCCGCACGCCCUCAGGUCUGGGACGUCGCCUCUCCGCAUGGCCUCAGUACACGAGCAAUGCUUCUACUCCGCACAACCACUGCCAAGACCAUGUGGAGUCUGUACCCCGCACUCUGCCAGAGCACGGUGGCGCACACAUUCUGUCUGCUGAGCUCAGUGCCAGCAUGAGUCACAAAUUGGUCACCUGCAGCGCCACUGCUCCUGCACCCACUAUGUACACAAGGAUCGGGACCACCUACCGCCACUCACAGCGCAGCAAUGUGCACACAACACGACAGACCGGGACCACCUACCACCACUCACAGCGCAGCAAUGUGCACACAACACGACCGACCACGACCACCUACCACCACUCACGGCGCAGCAAUGUGCACACAACACGACCGACCACGACCACCUACCACCACUCACAGCGCAGCAAUGUGCACACAACACGACCGACCACGACCACCUACCACUCACGGCGCAGCAAUGUGCACACAACACGACCGACCACGACCACCUACCGCCACUCACAGCGCAGCAAUGUGCACACAACGCGACCGGCGACAGACCACGACCACCUACCACCACUCACAGUCUGAAAGGGCUGAUAACAGAGAGCAACAGAUUGUUUUCACUUGCUCAGCAAACAUAUCAGGGAAAUUAAUGUGUCUGUCCCUUUAAGAGAUUUGGCUAGAUUCUAUCGCUCAGGUAGCGGUACUUUCCCACUAGCGUUAUUCUUUUCCGGCGCUGAGUUCCGUCCUAGGGGCUCAAUACCAGAAAAGAACGGAUCCAUUAUAUCGCCAUGCAUUCUGAACGGAGAGCGAUCCGCUCAGGA